UCUCUUGCAAACAAACACCGGAUAACUUCUCUCUCCCUCUUCUUACUUUGUCGAUCAUCGAAGGUGCCUUUCUUGUAUUCAAGAAGGGUCCUACAAACCAAUAGCCAUUUUUUUUUACCUGUUUAAUGGAUCUCAGUCAAAUCUGAGGGGGUGCCUUGGCACCUCCUGAAUAAGCUUUCAAUACAACCCUACACGAGUAAAAGAGAGACAAAAGGGUUGUCAAAAUAUCACGUGUCCAAUUAUCUACACCAAAAAGAAAAAAAAAAAAAAGCGUGAUUGCGAUGGGCGAAUUGAAGGCAUGCAGAGUAGCGUGGGCGAUUGGGCGAAGUAUGUCGAACAAUGAAAGGGUCUCCAAUAUCCAAAAUCCCUAAUCCCUAAUCAUGAUCACGACGACGACAUUCGUUUCUUUCUUCCCUAAUUCCAAAAUCCUACUUUACAAUCGCCGUUGAAGAAGGGUGUUAUGACAAAUAUCAUCGUAGGUUCCGAGGUGUGGGUUGAAGACCCAUCAGUUGCUUGGAUAGAUGGAGAAGUUUUAAAAAUUAACGGAGAAGAAGUAGAGAUUCAUACUACUGAUGGGAAAACGGUUAUUGCAAGUUUAUCAAAAAUAUAUUCUAAAGACGUGGAAGCUCCGGCUGGUGGAGUUGAUGACAUGACCAAGCUUUCUUAUUUGCAUGAGCCUGGAGUGUUACACAAUUUAUCUACAAGAUAUCAACUCAACGAAAUAUAUACAUAUACUGGCAAUAUCCUAAUUGCUGUUAACCCAUUUAAAAGAUUGCCCAAGUUGUAUGAUGCUAAAAUGAUGGAACGCUACAAAGGAGCAGCAUUGGGGGAGUUGGAUCCUCAUGUUUUCGCAAUUGCAGAUGCUGCUUUUAGGGCAAUGGUUAAUGAAGGAAAAAGCAACUCGAUAUUGGUCAGUGGUGAAAGUGGGGCCGGUAAAACCGAAACCACUAAAAUGCUUAUGCGGUAUCUUGCCUAUUUGGGUGGUCAUAAAGGCACCGAAGGACGAACUGUUGAACAACAAAUUCUGGAAUCAAAUCCAGUUCUGGAAGCCUUUGGCAAUGCAAAAACUGUUAGGAAUGACAACUCCAGUCGUUUUGGUAAGUUUGUUGAGAUUCAGUUUGAUAAACAAACACGGAUAUCUGGAGCAGCCAUCCGAACAUACCUUCUUGAGAGAUCUCGUGUGUGCCAAAUUUCAGAUCCUGAACGCAACUAUCAUUGUUUUUAUCUUCUGUGUGCAGCACCUCCCGAGGAAAUUAAGAAAUAUAAACUGGGAGAUCCUAGAUCAUUUCGAUAUCUCAACCAAUCAAAGUGCUAUGAGCUUGACGGUGUAAAUGAUUCCCAUGAUUAUCUUGCCACUAGGAGAGCUAUGGGUGUUGUUGGAAUGAAUGAAAAGGAACAGGAUGCAAUUUUCAGAGUUCUGGCUUCAGUUCUCCAUCUCGGUAAUAUCGAUUUCUCCAAAGGGAAAGAAGUUGAUUCAUCGGUCUUGAAAGAUGACAAAUCCAAAUUUCAUCUUCGGACGGCAGCAGAGUUGUUAAUGUGUGAUCUUCAAGAAUUGGAAGAUGCGCUACUAAAGCGUGUGAUGGUUACUCCUGAAGAAGUUAUCAAAAGAAGUCUUGAUCCAGUUGGUGCGUCAGUUAGCAGGGAUGGUUUGGCUAAGACGUUAUACUCACGCCUAUUUGACUGGUUAGUGGAAAAAAUUAAUGUGUCUAUUGGGCAAGAUCACAAUUCAAAAUAUCUGAUUGGGGUCCUUGAUAUAUAUGGUUUUGAAAGCUUCAAAGCCAACAGUUUUGAACAAUUUUGUAUUAAUUACACCAAUGAGAAGCUGCAACAACAUUUCAACCAGCACGUGUUCAAGACGGAGCAAGAGGAAUAUACCAGAGAAGAAAUCGAUUGGAGCUACAUAGAAUUUAUAGAUAAUAAGGAUGUUCUAGAUCUUAUUGAAAAGAAACCUGGUGGGAUAAUUGCUCUACUCGAUGAAGCCUGUAUGUUUCCAAGGUCAACUCAUGAAACAUUCUCACAUAAGCUUUAUCAGACGUUUAGAUCUCAUCCAAGAUUCUUCAAACCAAAAUUGUCCCGCACCGGUUUCACAAUUUCUCAUUAUGCAGGAGAGGUUCAAUAUCAGUCUGAACAAUUUCUAGACAAAAACAAAGAUUACGUUGUUCCGGAACAUCAAGAUAUGUUGACUGCUUCCAAAUGUUUUUUCGUAUCUGGUCUUUUCCCUCCCAUGCCUGACGAGGCAACGAAAUCUUCAAACAAAUCUUCUAAAUUCUCAUCAAUUGGAUCUGUCUUUAAGCUGCAACUUCAGCAGUUGAUGGAAACUUUAAAUUGCACAGAACCCCACUAUAUUAGAUGUGUGAAGCCAAAUAAUCUUCUUAAACCUGGUAUCUUUGAAAAUGUCAACAUUAUGCAACAGUUACGAUGUGGGGGGGUUCUAGAAGCAAUACGCAUCAGCUGUGCUGGCUAUCCGACUCGCAAGAGUUUUUCUGAUUUUGUUAACCGAUUUAGCAUUCUUGCUCCAGAGGUUAAGGAAGGAAAUCUGAAUGCAAAGGAUGCAUGUAAAAAGAUCCUGGACAAGGUGGGGCUUCAGGGGUCUCAGAUUGGCAAAACCAAAGUUUUCCUUAGAGCGGGUCAGAUGGCGGAAUUGGAUGCAUGGAAAGCACAAAAACUUAGCAGUGCAGCCAAACUACUUGAAAGAAAGAUGAGAACUUACAUUGCUAGGAAACAUUUUCUUGCCUUGAGGAAAUCUGCUAUAGUCUGGCAAUCUUUCUGCAGAGGAAAGCUUGCUUUAAAAUUGUACCAACACAAGCAAAAGAAUGCUGCUUCACUAAGAAUACAAACGAAUUAUAGGCGACACUUAUCAAGAAAGGUCUAUAACAAACUCAAGCUGUCAGUAGUAGUCUUCCAGGCACGUCUUCGAUCAAUGGUUGCUAAUAAAAAAUUCAGAAUCAGACAACAAAACAAGGCAGCAGUUCUUUUGCAAGCACGUUGGCGUGGUCAUAGAGAUUAUUCAUACUAUAAGAAACUGAUACGGGCAGCAGUUAUUACCCAAUGUAGAUGGAAAAGAAGAAUCGCUAGGAAAGAGCUUCGAAAAUUAAAAAUGGCUGCAAGGGAAGCAACUGUACUCCAACAAGCAAAGGACAAUCUUGAAAAACAAGUGGAAGAUCUUCUGUUGCAGUUAGAGUCAGAAAAACGCUUGAAGGCUGAGUUGGAAGAAGCAAAAAACAGGGAAAUUAAAAAAGUUCAGAAAUCACUGCAGAGGGAAGUUGACGAAUCAAAUGCCUUGCGUGUUAAGGAACAGGAGUCUGCACAGAAAGCAAUAGAAGCAAAAGAUGAAGAGAUUCUGGAAUUACGGAACUCACUGAAAUCCAUGCAGUGUAAUAUUGAUGAGACCAAUAACUUACUUUUCAAGGAACGGGAACUAAAAGAAUCGAAAGACCAGGAAAUACAGAAACUGCGUAGUAAAGUUGAUGAAUUGGAUGCCUUGCUUGUCAAGGAACAUGAAUCUGCAGAGAAAGCAAUUAAAAAAGCUAACGAAAUAAAAGAUCAAGAGAUUUUAAAAUUGCAGAAUUCUCUGCAAGCCUUGCAGAAUAAAGUUGAUAAAACAAAUGAAUUGUUUCUCAAGGAAAGUGAUUCUGCACGAAAAGCAAUCGAAGAAGCAAAAGAUGAGGAAAUACGUAAAUUGCAGAAUUCCUUGCAAGUCAUGCAGAACAAACUUGACAAAACAAACGAAGUCCUUUCCAAGGAACGUGAUUUAGUACAAGCAAUUGAAGAAGCAAAAGAAGCAAAAGAUAAGGAAAUUCUAAAAUUGCAGAAUGAAGUCAACAAAACAAAUGACUUGCUUAGCAAGGAACGCGAGUCGGCUCAGAAAGCAAUUGAAGAAGCGAACAAAACAAAGGAUUUUGAAAUUCAGAAGUUGCAGAGCUCUCUGGAGACCAUGCAGAGUGAACUUGCGGAAGCAAAUGACUUGCUUCUCAAGAAAAGCGAGUCGAUACAGAAAGCAAUUGAAGAGGCUAAAGAAAUGAAAGAUCAGGAAAUUCAGAAAUUGCAGAACUCCCUGCAAGAGACACAGAGUAAAUUAGAUGAAACAAAUGCCUUGCUUAUCAAGGAACGUGAGUCUUCAGGGAAAUCAAUUGAAGUGGCAACAAGAGUCAAAGAAAUUCCGGUUCGUGUCGAGGAUACAGAACGGAUUGCUAGUUUAACUACAGAAGUCAAAAACUUAAAGGUUUUAUCUGAAUGGGAAAGGCAACGAGCAGAUGAUUCUGAAAAGAAAUUUAGUGAAGCUCUGGAAUCAAGUGAAAAUAAGCAGCUGAAGUUGGAAGAAAAUGAAAGAAGAAUCUUUCAACUUCAGGAAUCUGUGGAGAGUAGGCUUGAGGAAAAGCUCGCCAACCUAGAGUCGCAGUCGCCAAAUCAAGUUCUUCGCCAGACUGCUUUAUCAAAUCUGCAAAAAAACAAGUUCGAGGAAGGACACUCAAGGUCCAUUAAGGAUAUUCAUAGUUCUUCAACACAUUCAAGAGACGCUUCAGAUUCAGACGAGAAAUUAAAGAAGUCGCUCGAUGAGGAACCUGAAUAUCAUGAUUUGCUCACUCGAUGUAUUGCACAGCGCCUAGGGUUUUCUAGAGGCAGACCAGUUGCUGCUUGCAUUAUAUACAAAUGUUUACGGAAAUGGCGAUCAUUUGAAGUCGAAAAAACCACCAUUUUUGAUCGUAUAACCCAAACCAUAGGCCGAGCUAUUGAGACACAAGACAGCAGUGAUAUAUUAGCCUAUUGGUUAUCCAAUGCUUCAACAUUACUGUUGCUGUUACAUUGUACGCUGAAAACUAGUGGCCCUUCUGGAGAUUCCAAUCACCGUCGAUCAAGAUCAGGGAAGAGGACACAGAGCUUUCGAGGAAGUCCUCAUGGUAUAACUGUUUCUUCAAUGGACGGGGAUUCAACAUGUGGAUCUGACUCAUUUCACCCAUUUGAACCCAAAUACCCAGCUUCGCUUUUUAAACAGCAAUUGACUGCAUAUGUUGAAAAGAUAUACGGGCUUAUACGCGAUAACUCAAAAAGAGAAAUAUCUCCAUUGCUUGGCUUGUGCAUUCAGGCUCCGAGAAUUUCUAAAGCAAAUUUGCCAAGAGGGACAGUGAGUGCGUUUGCAAAUGCUGCAUCUCAAGAGAUUUUACUUGCGCAGUGGCAAGGGAUGGUUACCAAAAUUGGAUGCUUGUUAAACACGUUGAACGCUAAUUAUGUGCCACCGUUUUUGAUUCGCCAAGUGUUCACACAGAUUUUCGCUUUCAUCAAUGUCCAAUUAUUCAACAGCCUUCUACUGAGACGAGAAUGCUGCUCUUAUAGUAAUGGAGAAUACGUUAGGUCAGGGCUGGCUAUAUUGGAACGUUGGUGCUAUAAGGCAACCGAGGAGUACGCAGGAUCAGCUUGGGAUGAGCUCAAGCACAUAAGGCAAGCUAUUGCUUUCCUGGUUGCCCAUCAAAAGCCAAAGCUUAAGCUAAGUGAUAUAAGCCGUGAUUUGUGUCCUAUGCUUAGUAUACAACAGCUAUACAGAAUUAGUACAAUGUAUUGGGAAGACAAACAUGGCACACAUAGCCUUUCUCCAGAAGUUAUUUCCAACAUGAGGAUCUUAAUGACCCAGGAUUCAAAUAAUGCUGUCACCAACUCUUUCUUGCUUGAUGACGAUUCAAGCAUACCAUUCUCAACAGAUGACCUCACUAGAUCAAUGGAUACGAUCAGUAUAUCUGAUGUUGACCCGCCACCCCUUCUUCGUGAAAGUCCCGGUUUCAGUUUCUUAGCUCCGCGUUCUAACUAUUGAAGAUAACCACCAUUCCAAAGUUAGUAUGUAGUCUAUGUAGCUCAUUUUUGUAUGCCUUAGGUUUUUAACUUUCAUUCUCAUGCAUUCGAUAUAUAGCAUUGCCAAUUUUGUAGUGUUAAAAUGUAUUCAUGUAGUUUUUUUUAAUCAAAGUUGUAGAGUUAAGCUUAACCUCGUGUAUUUUAAGUUGUAACCACAAGAGUCAUUCUUGAACAUACUUCUUAGUGUCGUGUUUUGUUUGUUUCUUAAAUUAAUCUAAACCCCGAAACUGUUAGCUUUGUU
This is a messenger RNA of Helianthus annuus (common sunflower), 6082 nucleotides long. RefSeq names its product myosin-9. Gene Ontology annotation, cellular component: myosin complex; cytoplasm; vesicle. Gene Ontology annotation, biological process: vesicle transport along actin filament; actin filament organization. The transcript has 37 exons. Gene Ontology annotation, molecular function: ATP binding; microfilament motor activity; actin filament binding. Lineage: Eukaryota; Viridiplantae; Streptophyta; Magnoliopsida; Asterales; Asteraceae. The record is from RefSeq and is a predicted model, not a curated record. The coding region runs from base 461 to 5803 and encodes 1780 amino acids.